This is a messenger RNA of Trichophyton verrucosum HKI 0517, 969 nucleotides long. RefSeq lists its product as uncharacterized. The transcript has 5 exons. NCBI's taxonomy places the organism in Eukaryota, Fungi, Ascomycota, Eurotiomycetes, Onygenales, Arthrodermataceae. The record is from RefSeq and is a predicted model, not a curated record. Bases 1 to 969 code for a protein of 322 amino acids.
AUGACUGAAGCUAUCAAGUUGCUCUUUCGAAAGUUGUAUCACCCAGUUGGGUUUUCCAAGGGGUAUAACUUCAUUUUAUUUUUCGUUCUUGUUGGGGCGCUUAUGGGAUUUACCCUGGCGCGCUUCCAAUACCUCAACAUUAGAGGCGAUUUUUGCAAGAGAGGAAAUGCUGCGCCAGGUGAAUGCUUCUAUUACCUCCAGCAAACUCGGUACCAUGUUGGGAUAAUUCUUCACCUGGGAUGUAUUUUGCCGGCGUCAUUCCUGGUCUGCUUCCAAUUUGUUCCUAUAAUCCGGCACAAGUUUAUCAUGUGGCACCGUAUUUCUGGGUAUCUGAUCAUGCUUCUGGUACUCAUCUCCAAUGUUGGUGCUCUUGUUAUCGCACGACGGGCAUUUGGCGGCACAUUGGACAUACAAGCGGGGAUAGGGACCCUUGUGCUAAUGACGACUGUUGGGAUUGGACUUGCUUAUUAUAACAUCAAAAAGCUCCAGAUUGAUCAGCACAGGGCGUGGAUGAUCAGGUCAUUUGUCUACAUGGGAGCAAUUAUCACUAACAGGUUCAUAUUUUCCGCUGCUGCCGCAAUAAUAACUGCUAUCGGUGGGUAUAAUGCAGUUUGGCCAUGUGAUAAACUUGAUUAUACUCUCGGCCACAAUGAGACCUUGAGCAAGUAUCCGGCCUGUUCGACGUUUUAUGACGGAUCAAAUCCCCAACAGCAGGCGAUUGUCGUUGCAGAUUUCAAUGGCGGAGAUGAGAAUGUGUCGGCAGCUAUAGGGCUUAAUUUCGGAAUGGCAAUUUGGAUUGCUAUCUUGAUACACGCCAUCGGGGUGGAGGUAUAUCUAACGCCUGGAGAAUCUCAACGUUUGCGACAAGUCUCUUACCAACGCCAGUUAGAAGCUGGAUAUCGCAUGCCAGGCAAGGCAGGGCUAACUGCUGAGAGACUAGGCGACUGUAGUGGGAUGCAAGAACCAUGA